Molecule: messenger RNA, 699 nt
Organism: Aureococcus anophagefferens
Lineage: Eukaryota; Pelagophyceae; Pelagomonadales; Pelagomonadaceae
Exons: 1
Coding region: 1-699 (232 amino acids)
Source: RefSeq, a predicted model, not a curated record
AUGCCCGCCAAGAAGGUCCUCCUCGUCUCCACGUCGGCCUCGUCCAUGGGCGGGAACCCCACGGGCCUCUGGCUCGCGGAGCUGGCCGAGCCCUACUACAUCCUCAAGGAGGCGGGCCUCGAGGUCACGCUCGCGUCCAUCGCCGGCGGCGCCGUGCCCAUCGACGCGGGCAGCUGCAAGGGCGAUUUCUUCACCGUCGAGGCGAAGCGCUUCAUGCACGACGCCGACGCCAUCGGCGCGCUCGGCCACACGGCGAAGCUCGUCGCGUCGAUGGCGGACGACUUCGACUGCCUCUACCUCGCCGGCGGCCACGGCUGCUGCGUCGACUUCGUCGGCGAGCCCGGCGCGGAGCUCAAGGCCUGCGUCGAGAAGAUGUACGCGGCGGGCAAGGUCGUCGCGGCGGACUGCCACGGGCCCAUGGGCCUCAUCGAGCCGACGAAGCCGGACGGCACGCCGCUCGUCGCCGGCCUCGAGGUCUGCGCGUUCACGAACACGGAGGAGGCCCAGGCCGGCGCGACGGACUGGGUCAAGGCCAACUCCGUCUUCAUGGAGGACGAGUUCAAGGCCAAGGGCGGCGCGUUCAAGGAGGCGGACCCCUGGACGUCCAACGUCUGCGUCGCGGGCAACCUCAUCACGGCCCAGAACCCCCAGAGCGCGACGGCCUGCGCCCAGGCCGUCGUCGCGGCCAUGAACUUCUAG